Molecule: messenger RNA, 2104 nt
Organism: Scylla paramamosain (green mud crab)
Lineage: Eukaryota; Metazoa; Arthropoda; Malacostraca; Decapoda; Portunidae
Gene: hdly
Exons: 3
Coding region: 376-750 (124 amino acids)
Source: RefSeq, a predicted model, not a curated record
UGCAUGAAGGAGAAGUGUGGAUGCCAGUCUACUCAUCUCCUCCGUGUUAUCCACAUUAGAAAGAGAGAGAGAGAUAGGAGAAUAAAGAGAAAGAAAAGAGAAAGAAGCACAUUAGGAAAAAAAGAGAGAAGAAAAGAAAGAUAACCCACAAAACAACUCACAAAAGAGAGCAAGAGUGAAUGAGAGACAGACAGAGAGAGAGAGAAAAAAAAAAGAGGAAGAUAUAACCCGAGGUCCCAGCGCGUAACCUUGGAGUCUCCCAGCCCUACACACACACACACCAGUGCUGUGCUAGGAACCGUUCAUAUACGUCGCUACAAACUUCCCUCCGCUGGUGACUUGGCCUGUGCGUGUCUCGUUCCCACAUACUGCAAGAUGAGCUGUGGCAUGGGGUGCUGGAAGAAAACUACAGUGGUGGCGGCGGUGGUGGUGGUGCUGGUGGCGGUGGCGGCGAGCGGCGUGACGGGCAGACCUAACGAGGACAUGGACAGAAGCAAGGACCCCGUGUUUAACGUUUGGGAGUACGCCAUUAGCAACAACAGAUACAACCCGAAGAGGGAAGCUGCCCCCAGUGCCGACCCGUGCACCACAGCCAUCGUGAGCUGCUGUCUGAUCAACAGCAGGGCCCCGAGAGACCACUGCUUCAGUGAAUACGGAUGCCCAGGUGCUUGGUUCAACAAUCUCUGCUCCAACAAAUUCAAGGGACUGGUUCGGAAUGUCGUGGACCAGGCCUUCUUUGGCGGCUUCUAAGCUGGCGGGCUGACUGAAUAGCUGGCUGGCUGCUGGGGGUGGUGCAAGGUGAAGAGAGAAGAUGAAGGUGUGGUUAUCGGGGUAGGAAGGAAGAGGGAGGUGAAGGGAGGGCUUGGUAGGAGGAAUGGUAGGGGAGGGGAUGAGAUGGAGAGAAAGGUAGAUGGAGAGAUGGUGUUUAAAGGAGAAUGGGAGCGAAAGAAAGGAAGGAGGGAAAGUAUGAAUAGGAGAGAAGGGAAAUGAUAAUGAGAAAGGAAAGGAGGGAGGGAGAGGGGAAUGUAGAGACAGAGGAAGGGUCAGGAAGGAACAAACAAAGGAAGAAAUAAGGAAGGGAGGUGGUGGGGAAAAAAAUAAAAUAAAAUAAAAUAAAAUAAAACAAAAUAGAAAUAAAAUAGAAUAGAAUAAAAUAAAGGAAGGAAGGAAAGAAGACGAAGGGAACAAAAAAAAAAAGACAAAACAAAAAGGAAUAACUAGUGUACGAAAUGAGAGCGAAGAAAUAAACGGGAAAAAAUAUUACGAUGAGAAACUGGAAAAAAGAAAAUGAAGAGAAAAUUAGGAAGAAAAAAUGAAAGAAAAGAAGGUAAAAGGAAAUGGAAAGAGGAUGGAAAGGAAGAAAUACAGAUCACGCUAGGAAGGAAAAAUGAUGAGAGAGAGAGAGAGAGAGAGAGAGAGAGAGAGGGAGAGAGAAAGUGCAAAACGUGGUUGUGUCGUCUCGUGUCUUCGAAGCACCUAAGGGGUUUAGUUCGAAGCGCCUAGUGGUGUUCGAAGCUUCACUUGAGACUUAGAGGAGGUAACGGAGGAACAAAGAGAGGGAGGAAGACCAAGGAAGAAGGAAAGCAAGCUGCCAGAAGAGAUGACACAAAGAAGAGGAAGAAGAAAAAGAUGAUGAUUACGAUUACAUGACGUGGUGUGAAAAGAGAGAGGGAAAAGAAGCAAAAAUGAUGAUGAAUGUAGUGGACAGAUAUAAAAUAACGAGAGAAGGAAGAAGAGAGGGAGGUAAAGAGGAAAGUAAUAAAAAAAGUAUGCAGUAAAGAAGACACACCUAAUGAGUAGCAAUUAUUAUUAUUAUUAUUAUUAUUAUUAUUAUUAUUAUUAUUAUUAUUAUUAUUAUUAUUAUUAUUAUUGUUGUACUUUGGUGUACUGUACUUUUCCUUCACAUUGUUAUCUUGGUAAGGAUAAUGUUGUUAAUUAGAAAUAUGAAUAGCAAUAUUAUGCAUUUGCUGAUAUUGGACACACACACACACACACACACACACACACACACACACACACACACACACACGCACACACGCACCCAGAGAGAAAAAUUAUUGCUCGUUUGUUUUGUGAAUUGUUUGAAAUAAAAAAUGCAACGAUA